CCAGAGCGCGCUGGACGCGGGUCCUCCACGGCGAUCCCAGGCGCAGGUCGCGGUCCCGCCAGCGGAUGGCAGGCCGCGGUGGGGCCCAGGCGGAGUACGGAGAAGAGGGCGAAGAGGAGGAGGAGGAGGAAGAGGAGGAGGCUCGGGAAGCUGGCGCUGAGGGCCCGUCGGGGUCCAAGCUGCCCCCCAUCGUGGGCACCGUUUCAGAGCUGGCCAAAUGGAAGGUGAAGAAGAAAAAGAAGAAGAAGACCAAGGGGUCGGGCAACGGCCACGAUAAGCAUCACAGUCGAAGUCGGAAGAGUCAGCAGCUUUCUUCAUCUUUCCAUGACAUCUUAAAUCACCACAAAGACCGUGGCCGGAGAGCAGAGCCCAGAUAUGACAAAGAGGAAAACAGGAACACCCUUCCUUAUUCAACCAGCAAGAGUCACCCCUACUUUGCCGAAAUAGAAGAGAACCUUUCGAAACAGAUCAACGAGAGCCUGCGUUGGGAUGGGGUUCUCACCGACCCAGAGGCAGAAAAAGAAAGGAUUCGCAUCUACAAGCUGAACCGGAGGAAGCGGUACCGGCUCCUGGCACUCAAGGGCUUCCACCCUGACUCGGCUGAGAAGAGCCCCGAGAACCUGCCCUACCUUUCAGACAAAGACUGUGGCCCCAGCAAGCAGCCCAGCUCCAAGGGCCACCACACGCUUCACUUCUUUGAGGACGCAAAACUCCUGCACCCGGAAUUAGCCAGCAGUGUAGCAGACUGACAUCUGCACGCCUCAUCCUUGACACACGUUUAUGUGUUUAAAAAGAGUCACAAUAAAAGGAAAUCAGACCAGUACCCGAAGAAGAACGAUGCUUGUCAGGUGGGGGAGGCCAGCCUCUCCUUCACCAAGAUGCCCCCAGGAGCCCAGAACCACCUUCCUUAAGAAAGGCAGCCCAUGGAAUCCGAGAGACCCCUCAGCGGUUAAGAGUUCUGGUUGUUCCUCCAGAGGACCCAGUUUUGAUUCCCAGC
This is a messenger RNA of Nannospalax galili (Upper Galilee mountains blind mole rat), 997 nucleotides long. RefSeq names its product chromosome unknown C17orf97 homolog (gene Liat1). The record is from RefSeq and is a predicted model, not a curated record. The transcript has 2 exons. Lineage: Eukaryota; Metazoa; Chordata; Mammalia; Rodentia; Spalacidae. Gene Ontology annotation, biological process: protein arginylation. Bases 66 to 749 code for a protein of 227 amino acids.